This is a messenger RNA of Saccoglossus kowalevskii, 1766 nucleotides long. RefSeq lists its product as uncharacterized. The record is from RefSeq and is a predicted model, not a curated record. NCBI's taxonomy places the organism in Eukaryota, Metazoa, Hemichordata, Enteropneusta, Harrimaniidae.
AUGACGUCAUUAAACAUAGAUGAAAGAGAACAAAAAAUGUUAUUCUGUCUAGCUCUGAUCUCGCUGUUAUGCCACGCGAGGGCGCAGUUACCCCCUGCUACCAACUAUUUAGGUGUAGGUUAUAAUCUUGUCCAAGGUAACCCUGAAGGUUCACUUUUUUUGAACGGAGGAUUAGAUCCUGGCUUACUGGGCAACAAACAAAUAUUUGAGCUUACCUAUACACUUGAUCCCUUCAUUCCCGAUCAAGCGGAGGUAUAUUACCCUGGCAACUGCACGGAUUCAUUCCAUAAAGAUAUAUUCUGGGGAACACUCAGUUACCAGAAUAUAUUGAACGAGUUUGUCGCACGGAACGAUACGUUGGUAUUUUUGGUUGGUUACGAGUAUGUGCAAAGUGACGGUUAUGUGGAGGUGGAUCAAUCCUCCAACGUCCAAGGUCACGUGUAUUUUGAUGAAAGACAGAAGACAUACUGCGGUUAUGCCAGGUACAAAACUGAAGAAGCUGAUGCAAAACAAUAUCCUGUAUCAACGGGUUUUGCCGCUGCUGUGUGCGCAUUGUCACCGACAUAUAACGAGGAAGAAUAUAUGGAUUUCAUAGACACGUGGGGAACGCACGUAGUAGUGGAGGUAACGUAUGGUUCACGAGUGACAAAAAGACAUAAAGACGAAUGCCCAGAUUUUGUUGCCUAUGCAGCCGGCGAGAGUCCCAGCAGUAUACAACAAGGUGGUCCAUACCUGUCAUGGCCGGAAUCACUCAUUGUUGAUAUGCAUGAUUUCGUCGCCAAUUCUGACAGCACAACUGAAUUUGGAUCUGAGAAAGGAGUGUUUGAAACCGGUGGCGGUGAUGCCCUCACCGAGCCAAUUGGCUUAGUAUUGAUCACGGUGGCUGAGGCCGCUGAUCUGACUUAUUGGAGGAGAUUUUGCAACUACGUGGUCGACGGGUUUUGUGAACUGGAAGAUUUAGUAGAUAUGCCAAAUCGACGAGCAUUCAUCGAAACCGCUCUCCAGAAUUAUGCGAAUUAUAAAGGAUUGGAGUCAUCAUCAAAUCCAAUUGUACAGACCCCGCUGACAUGGCCUGAAGGCUCGUACGGAAUACCGGAUACCACCUCGGAUUGCCCGUUAGCACCAGAUUUUGUAUGGGAGACUGGUGCUCGAUUUCAAGAUACAGAAAACUCUGGCACAGGAAAUGAUUGGAGCACACCGUACAACUUGAAAGGACCGUAUUUCCAAAAUGACAUGCAACAGAAUUUCUGCAUGAAAACACUGGCCACUUCGACACAGUAUGACUGGAGCUGGGGCGAAGGUGAAUACUGCAUAUACAGGAAAGGUGUCUGCCCAGCAAAUUUUUUUGGAGGUUAUGUGUCAUGGGACGACGAAGAUGACACGCCACAGAAUAACAACCUAACGGGUACCUUGCCUGAUGGUGUCUAUGACCGAAACACAUUGAUCUACUUUUGUUGCCGAGAAGACGGCAGCGCGAACAGACCGAUAUAUCUGCCAACUGACCAGCCAUUUGCGUUAAUAAAACGUACCGCGUCCUGUCAACAAGUUGCCAACAUGACAUACUCCGAGGAGUGGUUUAAAUGGGACAAUGAGGACACUUUUAACGAGGAUGAGGUCUUUGGAUUUGGCCCAUAUAACACUGGUGGCGUUUCAGAACACCAGCUGCACUACUGUGUGUAUUUCUAAACAACGCUACGUUUACUCCUAGCGUGGUCAAAUAUUUGUAUUGCUUACAUACGUAUUUUGUGCGUGCAUAAAGACAACUC